This is a messenger RNA of Boeremia exigua, 2196 nucleotides long. Its product is annotated as peptide N-acetyl-beta-D-glucosaminyl asparaginase amidase A-domain-containing protein. The record is from RefSeq and is a predicted model, not a curated record. Bases 354 to 2072 code for a protein of 572 amino acids. The transcript has a single exon. Lineage: Eukaryota; Fungi; Ascomycota; Dothideomycetes; Pleosporales; Didymellaceae.
GCUACAACACACUGUCAACCAUCGACUUCCCUCUCGAUACGGCGAUGAACACCUUACAGCUAUGUCGAAUCCCUUUGCGUUUGGCCGUGAGGCAGACGCGACUGCUGCAAUCCAGCUCUGCUAAUCGCACUCGUCGCAGGGGGUAGGACAAUCAGAGCUAUCGCAUACAGCGGCCUUCCUCAUCGGGAAUAACACAAUCAUCCUUAUAUUGACCUACGCUCGACGUGCAGUGGUCGACAGGAGAUUUGGGGUAUCUCGGUCGCAGUUGCUGUUGUCGUCCUGCACUCCGGCAUUGAUCUUGUCAGUCCUUCAAUUGCUUGACUGCCUCUUUUCCACUCUUGUUGGAUUAGUCGAUGAUGCUCUCGUUGCUUGCUACCGCAGCUUUCCUGGCUCAAGCAGCCUUGUUGUCGCAAGCAGUCAGCGCACAUGGCCCACGCCCAAGGAAGCUUGCAGAUGUUUCCCGCGCUGCACCGAGUUCGGCCGGGCCCCUGGAAGUCAUUCAGCUCUACAAGCCCGUGACUAUACCAGAGUCGACGGGCUGCAAUGUCGAGCAGACGCUGAUGGAACACACUUUUGCCAGUUCCUACGGCGUCCCAUAUGUGGGAAAAUAUACCCCGCCCAGCUGCGACUUCAACAGCGUCGUGAUUGAGUGGACAGUGACGGUCGCUGGCCGCCAGUUCGACCGGCUUGCGGAAAUGUAUCUCGGCGAUAUCGAAGUGUGGCGCACCUCGACAGCCGAGCCGACGGCAUCGGGCAUCGUCUUUAGAUACCAGAAAGAUCUUAGCAUGUAUCUUAGUCUCUGGAAGACUCCACAGGAUGUCAUAUUCAGCUUGAAUAAUGUGUACGACUCGACAUACACCGGCGCUUUCAACACAACCUUGGUUGCUACGUUCUCCCAAGUCUCAACUGCGUCCGCGCACGCUGACCUUAUCCUGCCAAUCUCGCCGCAGCUGGGAUCAAGUGGCGCACCGAGUAUCUUCACGCUCCCGGGGGACGACGCAACCAGCAAGCACAUUAUUCCACUGAACGUCACUCAUGCCUCGGUCUCUAUCGCCGCCACGGGCCAAAGCAGCGAGGAGUUCUGGUACACCAACGCUCUCCAGUCUGACAUUCACACUUUUGAAUCAACCGUGGGGACAUUGAUCGGAUACGGGCCGUUCCGUGAAGUACAGCUCUUCAUCGACGGGCUUCUGGCUGGCGUCGCUUGGCCAUUUCCAAUCAUCUUUACCGGUGGUGUGGCGCCCGGAUUUUGGAAACCCAUCGUCGGUAUCGACGCCUACGACCUGCGCGACUACGAGGUGGACAUCACUCCGUUCCUUCCGUACCUUCUUGACGGCAAGCCGCACUCCUUCACCAUCAAGGUAGCCGGUGUCGCCGAUAAUGGGGGCAAUGGCGCAGCUACCAUUUCCGAGGACAGCAUCAACAGCUACUGGCUGGUGUCGGGCAAGUUGUUCCUGUUCUCCGGUGCAGAGUCGUACAAUGGCACGCACGUCGCUCCUCGCAUCUCGGCCGCGCCCACGAUCCAGACCAGUACCUCGCUCACCUCCAGCAACGGCACAAACCAGACACUUUCUUACAGUGUGACAGCAAAACGCGUUCACACCGUUACAUCUUCAUUCGGCACCUGGACGCAAAAUCUGGCCUACAGCAACACCGGCUACCUAGGCAGCAACGGACUAUUCCAAUAUAACUCGCAGAAGACCUCUGGAACCUCCGCCGCAGUCCUGAAAAGCGCGCCAGCCUUCAGUAACACGCUCAGUUAUACCUACCCAAUCGUGGUGAACACGACUUACACCUUUUCUGGAUCCAAUUUAACCAUCGACGCGUCAUUGGACCGCGCACUGGAAAUUUCGUCUUCGGGCAGACCAGACUUAUCGACGUAUACUCUAGUGAGUGGCCCGAUGCAGUUAGACACGCGGCAGAUUGGCAAGGCGUUGUAUUCGAACAAGCCGAACAACAGCUACUCGUUUGGGGACAUGGAUCAGACGUUCAGCGAGCGUAGCUAUAGCACGCGGUACUCGAGACAUGUCAAGAGCCAAAAUUUGACUGUCGUGUACGACGAGCCGAACUGAGGAAUGACCCUGUAGGGCGACAGAUAGCUACUGGUCGCUCUUGAGCAGGGAUGCGUUCAGCCGAUUGUUGAGAUGGGAAUAGCAAUGCAGGUCCUACAAUCGCCGGGGUCUGGUGUAAGUGGUC